Molecule: messenger RNA, 2589 nt
Organism: Physella acuta
Lineage: Eukaryota; Metazoa; Mollusca; Gastropoda; Physidae
Product: cGMP-inhibited 3',5'-cyclic phosphodiesterase 3A
Biological process (GO): signal transduction
Molecular function (GO): 3',5'-cyclic-nucleotide phosphodiesterase activity
Source: RefSeq, a predicted model, not a curated record
CAAAGCUAAUUUAAACGCUCAACAACUUGGAGUGUGUUACGGAUUAGUAGCAAUAGCUGUCGGUGUGUCGUUGUACCAGCUUCUACGAAGCGAUGGAAUAUUGUAGCAAAAUAUAUGGAAACUGUUUUAAAACCACAAAUACAAAAUUUUACAACGCAAGAUGGAAAAAUUCCUGUUAUUAAAAGAAGAAGGUCCAGUUCAUCAAGUGCUCACACAUUCUCGGCACACAGAUCAGCUCGAAGAACAUCUUUACCAGCUCUAAUUCAGAAAAGUCAGUCUUGCACGGCUGGCUAUGAAUCUGCAAUCAUAGGUGAAGCCCAUGGGCUAAUAACAGACAUGUUGGCAGACACCAGCCUCCCCCCACACAUCGUGUCUGGUCUGCGGGCUGUCAGCAACUUGCUCAAACCUCCUGAUGCUCAAGGCUCAUUCCACAAAGCCAGGGUUAGCCCCCUUGUCUCACUGACUGAGAGCACCAACUACGGCUCAGACAGUGAGGAGAGCCCCUACACUGGUGAACGGCCCUCCACACUUCCCAAGCGUCUGCGGCGAAGUUUGCCGCCAUCACUGAUACGUCGCAUGUCCACCAGCACAUGGACCACCACAACUUCGGCCACUGGCAUGCCAACUCUAGAACCUGAACCCUGCCGCUUGCGAUCUUCUUCCUUCAGACACUCUCGGGAAGGUACACCAGGCUCUAGCCCCAAUGGUAGCAGGAGCAACAGUCCCUCCCCUAGUUCUGUCUCUAACAGUACCACAGUGUUAACAAUACCCAAGUCUCGCUCUUUCUCCCUGGUCUCAGCCCCAACAAUCCAGCCCACCUAUUCCAGGCGCUUUGCUAGGAAGAGCACUGCCAGCAGUGAGAGCCUUGGCUCUAGCCCAACUAGAAACGAUGCUAAACCUGCCAUCAGCCCUCUGGCCCGUACAGGGGAGGAGACUGUACUCUCCAAUGUGGCCAGCUCCAGCAUCAUACAGAAACGCCUCAUCACUUCAGAUUAUGAAAGCAGUGACUCCCCCAGCAGCAGUGACCACAGUGAUAAUGUGGGAACCACUGAAGAAAGGGCAGGAUCUCCCCUUAAAAAGGAUAUGCUGCGUUGCUCUCCAAGUACAGUAGCUAAAGUGAAGGAAAAAGUGGGGCACAUAGCAGACAAGGAACACGAGGAUGGGGAUGAUGAAGAUGAAGAAGACGAGGAGGAUGAUAGAAGAAAACGUGAUAAAAAGGAAAUGGAAUGUUUGUUUAAAAAAUGUGAAGAGAAAAAUGAUCAACAUACAGAACUUGUAUUUGAUCCUGAAAAAGAAUUUGAAAAAAAUAGUUUACUACAGAUAGCUCGUCUUAAUGAAUGGGACUUUCCAAUUUUUGAUGCAGCAGAUGCAGAGGGGACAUUUCUUCUCUCAAAGGUAGCCUACCAGCUGUUUACUGAAGUGGGAUUAAUGGAGACAUUCCGCAUCCCUGUAGCUGAGUUUUUACACUACUUUCAUGCAUUGGAGCUGGGUUACAGAGAUAAGCCAUAUCACAACCGUGUUCAUGCCACUGAUGUCUUGCAUGGUGUGUACUAUCUGACAACACAGCCCAUCCCAGGCUUCACACAGAUCAACACAAGCGCCCUACAUUCAAGGCACGGCUCCUCCAGUGAAUCAGACACAGAAACCUCUGAUCGUCAAUGCAUUACACACCGUACAAGUUUUAUGGCAGAAGACUCUUAUGGCAUCAUGGGAGGCAACCUUCCUGCUCUGGAGUUGAUGGCUCUUUACACUGCUGCUGCCAUGCAUGAUUAUGACCACCCUGGUCGUACUAAUGCAUUUUUAGUGGCUACUACAGCUCCGCAGGCUGUCCUCUACAACGACAGGUCGGUGCUAGAGAACCACCACGCUGCAGCUGCCUGGUCCCUGCUGUUGAAUGAGCCCAAGAAUUAUUUCAUCACUGGCCUGGAAGCUGCUGAAUUUAAAAGAUUUCGCUACCUGGUCAUAGAAGCCAUACUGGCCACAGACCUCAAGAGACAUUUUGAAAUCCUGGCAGAGUUUAAUGCUAAAGUGAAUGACGAUGAUUCAGCCGGAAUAGAUUGGACUGUGGAAACGGACAGAUUACUGGUGACUCAGAUGGUCAUCAAGCUGGCAGACAUUAAUGGUCCUGCUAAACGUCAGGAGUUACAUCGCAAGUGGACCUACAGAAUAGCAGAAGAAUUUUAUGAGCAGGGGGAUGAAGAGGCCAGCCUUGGCCUAACCAUUUCUCCGUACAUGGAUCGGCGAAACCCUCAGUUAGCUAAACUCCAAGAGACAUUUAUCAACCAUCUGGUUUCACCCUUGUGUAAUGCCAUGGUUACGGCUGGCUUGCUGCCUGGUACCUGGGUGGAGGGGGACGCAGAAGAAGUUCCAGACAACUUGGACAUGUGCAAUAAAGAUACAGAGGAUGAGGACACAGAUAAUGAAUUAGGCUUGAAUGAGCAGCACAAACCAGUGAGAAAAGUCAACUGUUGGCUGACUAAAAACCUGAAAGAAAACUAUGAAUACUGGAAUGCUAUUAUUAAAAAAGAGGAAGAGUAUCAGAAAAAAAGCUGCAUGGAUAAUGAGAGCAUAGGCCCAGUUGCCACUAAG